Messenger RNA from Fusarium musae, 876 nucleotides. RefSeq lists its product as uncharacterized. Lineage: Eukaryota; Fungi; Ascomycota; Sordariomycetes; Hypocreales; Nectriaceae. The transcript has 2 exons. Bases 1 to 876 code for a protein of 291 amino acids. The record is from RefSeq and is a predicted model, not a curated record.
AUGUCCACCUCGCAGUAUCUCCAAGAUCUCAACAGGGAUGGGUUUGUGGUCAUAAAGUCAAUCGUGAGCAAGGAUAAGCUCGAUGCUCUCCGUGAGGUCAGCUCAAAGGCUACUCAGCUUGCUCGUGAAGGGCAAUGGCCUUAUGUACGGACUGUAGGAAAACAAUUCCCACCAUGGGAUGCCAAUCAGGCACGCGAGCAUGGAAUAUGGGGUGUCCAACAUCUCAUGAACCCUGAUCUCCCUGGCCAUGAGCUUUUCACAGAGCUGUACUUUUCUGAAGCCAUUCUCGGCAUUGUGAAGCAGCUGCUGCAAUGCCAAGACGAGCAUCUCGUGAUGGAGCUGUUCAACAUGCUUGUCAGGCCAGAAAGGGAUUUUGAGUUAAGGUGGCAUCGUGAUGAUAUCCCCGCUGAGGCUAGCGAGGACGAGGAGAUGGAGCGUCUUGGCAAGCAUGCCUACCAUGCUCAGUAUAACUUCGCUUUAUGGGAUGACGAUUCUCUCAUUGUCGUGCCUGGCUCGCACAAGCGCGCUAGGACCUCCACUGAGCGAAACGCAGAUCCCUUUGCCAAGUCCAUGCCAGACCAGCUCAUCGUCAAGCUGCAGCCCGGCGAUAUUGUCUUUUAUAACAAUAAUAUUCUGCACCGCGGGGCUUACAGCAGCAACAAGGAGCGCAUGACACUACACGGCUCCGUUGGCCAUGUGCAGGGCAACACUCUACGAGCCAGGAACGUUCUACAGCAUGGAAUUGGUAACUGGGUUGGCAAAUGUGCUUUGGGGUCGCUCCCGGAGCAAGAUAGGCGCAGGGCCGACGGCAUGAGACAGCGUCUAAUCCAGCUUGGCAGUGAGAGCGGUCAAGUUGGUUACUCACUUCAAGGCUGA